UGUACGUAGCUUGUACGCUAAAACGAGCUGGGAUGGCACCUUACGUUAAACUGCAGACUUGGCCUAACGGGGUCUAGUAUGAGCCCGGGAGUCAGAGCCGCUACAUGGGGCCAUCAACCUAGCAUUAGGCCCCGUAUGUCUUAGUGGGCGGUGGUAAUGGCCAAGGUCUGGGGAACCGAAACAUUGGUAUGGCCUAAAGGGGGACAUCGACAUGCAAGGGCCGCUCCUGGUGCGAGACCGCGCAUUGCAACAUGACGCCUAUGGUGUACCUGUGUUUGUCAUGGCCGAAUGCUGAUCUGCCUCCAUGACGACUUUGUUGCACCGGUGUGUCAAUCUCGCACAUCUCGCCAGUGCUGCCGUGCCGAGACAAACUCUCUCCUCCCCUCUGGCAACGCCUACUGUACUUUCUUGCUUCCCGGCGAUGACUCCCAUGGUUUGGCGCUCUUUGGUGGAGCAGGCAAGCAGCCACCAAAAAGGCAUUAUUGGCUGACACUGGCCCUCUGCCGUUUUAGCUUGCAUGCCGACACCCACACCAAGAAAACAAGGUCGCCCCCAAAUGUGAGGUUCCAGUAGGCAAAAGCCCAACCCAGUACCAUGGAACCUGCGUUGGCGCUAGACCAGGCUCAUCCCUGCAAGCGUCGCGGGCAAUAGCAAAUGACUGGCAUUGGGCGAGACAUGCGGCACCACUGUUUGCUUGUUCCCAGGGGAGAGUGGAAAAAGUCUUCACGACAUGCGUCGAAAGACAAGACAAAAAAGUAAAGCGGGAAAUCAGGCCACCAUCAACAGAGAUAGGAGAGCGGCACAACGCAAUGCGAGGCCGUCGCCUAGCGGCGGAAGCCUGCGUGCACCUACUUGCUUGCCUAGCUGCUGCCACGCGUAAACGGGCUGCGUCAUGGACAGACGCUUCACUGUCAUGACUGCCGUUAGCCUCCACUGCCUGCGUAGUUUACUUCACUGUGAGGCGGGCUACGUGCUGCUGGCUGCUGCAAGCCAUGGCUUAGGCGGCCGUAUCCGACGCCAGAUGCACUGUACGAAGCAAGAUCCGAGGAAAUGCGCACGCAAGCAGCCCGACGCUAUUCCCCCGGCGGCCCUGUCGCUCCCUAAAUGAUUCUCGUACUGCAUGGGUGUUGCGGCAUCACGGGGACCAGCAAAGUGCUUCGAAUAAUCUUCUGCCGCCACCGCCGGUCUUCCACACAAUGGAUCCAGCUCGCCCCAGCAUGGGUCGGAUAGCAGGGCUGCAGUCUCCGCGUCGCCACCGGCUAGGGGCCUACGGAGAGUUAAUUAGACGUGAGAAGCCGCUCUUGUCGCCAGGCCGUUGGCCGGUGCAGCGAAAGAAAAGCUUUUUUCAGGGGAUUAGGAGGCCAGCCUCAGGGGUGUGCCUGGGCACGAGAUGACUGGCACGUUGGGCCGGGGCAUUUCUAUCGAAACAGAGCUUGAGUGCAACGCUGCAUCGGGUUCCCGGCAGUGGACUGGCUGGUAGGGCAUCAAUGGAAACUGAAUGCCUGUCUGUGGUUGUAUACAGCAUACGAGUAUGUGCUGUUGAUAUUAGACAAGGCGAACGAGUUUGGCAUGCAUGCAUGUAUAUGCAGACCAUGUGAGUGCUAGGCUUGGUAGCCAAGACCACAGCCUGCGACCGCCCGUUUGUGCCGUUUGCUUGGCUGGCUCUAUACGCGCAACGUCCAAUUCUGGGCAAUCACCAUGUUUUGGGCAGAUUUCGGGUAUAGAUUGACAGAGUGGUGGUCCUGGCAGUCACACGGCAUGUUCGGUGUCGGCGUGCAUCGUUGCCUUGCGCCUCAUAGAGCCUUUCACUUUUAUGGCAUUUAUAAGCGCUGUUUGAAGGAAAUGGGGGUUUGAAAUGAGAAAUCUCCUGGCGCAUGGCAUCCACGCCGAGUUGAGUCCAGGACUUGAUCAACCGUACACUGGUGCCGAGGUUUCAAUUUGACUUUGAGCAGUUAUCCAGUACAUGUAGAAUAUAUACUGGAUACGACGAAAUAUGCCGAGGGCGCACAGCAUUCUCGGUUUCGUGGACUAGGGAAUCUGCGAUGCCCAUCUUGGGAGUCACCGGCUUAUUGGAGAGGCAAUCUGGGUCAGUCGCACAGUUGAUUGGUCUGUUUAGUCGAGUGUGCCAUGAGUUUAUAUUAUGUAAGCAAUUUGCAUCUGAAUUUUCUACGAUAAAAUACACUCUAUUGCGUUUGGCACCAUCUACUAAACCCUAAUGACGAAGGCACAUCGUAACUAGAGGCUUAUUGUAGCUGGUGCGUGCCGCAACAUAAGCAUUCCCUGAGUGCGUAUCAAGACAGAUAUGACUCGACGAGUUGGUCGAUAACAAGAGAUUUGGAUCUACUUUGCCCAUAAUCAUCACAGAUAACAUCUGCCUAGCCUAGAUGUACACGUAUUGGUUGAGGCAGUGCUUCGCGACGUCAAGGACCAACACGUGAUAGCAUCUUUGCCUUGGAAUAUCCGUAUAAGUCACAGACGCGAAAUUAUAAAAUAAAAAAAACAAAGGAAAAGAAAUCUGCCUAGUGUAAAAUUUUGAUUUCACUGCCCUUGUCAUUGUCACAGCCUGCCUAGGCCUCCAUUUUAGAACAGUCAUUGGUACGCGGCCUGUUAGCUUCUGACUCACUGAAGUUCGAACAUCAGAGUACUUAUGAGGCGUCGUCAGCCGCGUUAGUGACUACACACUAGACUGACGGAAACCCCGCCUCUUUAGCGCUCGUCUCCACUACAGCUUCACCAGCAACUUACACGCCAGCUUCACCUGCACCGUGGAAGGAAAGCAACUUGAAGUCUCUUGAAAAGAAAAGAAAAAAAUGACAACGGUGGCAGCCGAAUCAGGUGCCAUAAGCGACGACUGGCAGGAUGUUGGCGAUGUCGAGUCCGUCAAGUCGCUGCCCAUCAACGAUGACGAGGCCGUGAAGACGCCGCCUAAAGAUGUUGUCGCUGCGACUGCUACUGCUACUACAUCUGUCGUUGUAGCAGACGAAGCGCCUAUCACCAAGCAUGAGAAUACGAAUAUCUCUGCAGAGGUACAGCAGCCAAAGGAAGCACCAAAGGCGUGGACAUCGGCAAGCUCGACACAAGCCGUACUCCAUGCGAAUACACAACCAGCCAAGACUCAAUCAACACCCACACCUGCGCCGAUACGACGCGUGAUACGGACGCUCGCUGCUUACAAAGAAGCACUCCUCGAACUCAAGGGCCAACUCGGUGAAACAGUCCUCAUCCUAGACGCUCUGGCAGAUGCUGGUGGCGCCUUCAAUACAGACCUCCGCGACACUCUAGAGACACUGAAGCAGCAGACAGCCGCACUCAGCCAAACAAUAUACCUGAGCACCCGCCUCUACGACGCACAAAACGGCAGCUCUCGCGAGUCUACUGUACCUGUCAACGCCAGCCUGGGCGACUGGCUAUCCAAUGCGCUGCGGCAAACCGAGGCCGCCAAGAAUGAGCUCCAAGCAACGGAGAACAACGACAUUGGCACUCCAGCCAGCGAACUGCUCGUGCUGUCCAUGACCAUGGAAGAGUUUCUACCGGUAUUCCAAGCCGAGUUCGAGCUCUACCGCCAGGAGAUGCAGGAGAACGUCCCUGUUGCACGACCAGCCCGCCAGAACCCGAUUCCCGAUAUCACCAAGCUGCGCGCCGCGCUAACCGGCGCCAAAGACAACUUGUACUCUGUAUCAGAGGUUCUCCGGACGGUGCUUCCGUCGGCGCUCGACGAAUCUGAGCACCGCGGGGCCAUGGUCGAAAUGGCGUGUUCCAAUGCAGACGCGCUCAUGUCACUUAUCACGGUAGUGUUGGCAACUUAUGCCGGCGAGUGGGUGACGUGCCAUCACAUUGCGUCUGCGCCGGACGCGAUCUCGUUCAACGAGUUUGCACAGCUAGAUAGCAGCGUGGUGCAGGAUGUCAAUGACCACUUGGAGGACUUUUUGAAGAAGUUGACGCCAAAGGUGGACAAUCCCGCGGCAGAUGUGCUCCUUGGGCAUCGCUAUGUUAUGCUAUUUGAGUCUAAGCAGCUCGACAAGGUAUUAGCUACCCUUGGUCUUCUCCAGGCGAUUCUAAUCCCUGGCGGAAGAGACCAGCAGCAGCAGUAGUAAAACAGUAACCGUAGUAAAUACAUGCACAUCUACUGCAUUCAUGCCCCCCUUGUUAAAUCUUAAAAGACCCAAUAUCAAAUAUCGCUAUGCUUAUCAUCCGUUUGCUUCUGCCUAUGCUUCUCCCAAUCAUCCUCCGUCAUACAAAAGAUGAACUCAUCAUGAUACUUCCUAUCCAUCCAAAACGCCUCCUUCAAUUUACCCGUCUGCUCAAAGCCCAGACUCUUGCACAUCUCAAUGGCCGUCGUGUUGAACUCAAACACCGAGUGAUGCAGCAUGUGCAAAUUGGCAUGACGAAACGCCCAGUCAACGCCCCAAGUCAGAGCCUCACGGCCGUAUCCCAUGCCACGAUGCCUCUUGGCAAGUAUGAGGCCAAUGUCCGCGUUGCGGUUCUGCUGGUAACACCCAGCGAGGCCGCCCCAGCCAAUCCAUAGCGUGCCGAUGACGGUGCGCCGCGGCCUAUCGCCCGUCGGCUUGAGGCAGAUGGCGACGCCGAGGAGCGCCUUGUCGAACUGUUCGACUAGGAAGUCGAUGUCGCGAGGCGAUUGGGGCCGUAGGAGCAUGUUGUAUGUGAGGGCCUGCAGCGCAGGCUCGGCAAACAUGUCGUCGAGGGUCACCAUGUAGACUUCACUCUUGGGGUCGAUGGGCGCGAAGAUGAGGCGCUCCGUCUCAAAGGCAUUGCCGAGGGUUUCGAUAACCGACAUGACUACUGACUUUGUGAAGAAACACAAACAGUACUAUUCCUGAAGACGAAAAGGGCCUUUUGUGGAAUAGGCUGCUUUUUUAUCUUUUCAGCUCACAACUCCGCAGCGGCAGCCUAUUCCCUGCACCCAUGGAUUGGUAGCCUGGUGCGCAUGUUCGCCUCGUGUACACCGUAUCCUGCACUGAGCGUCGAUCGCAGCCUUGUGCUCCGUUUCCAGCACCACUGAGUCCCGGCUGAAGGUGC
[Torrubiella] hemipterigena is the source of this 5037-nucleotide messenger RNA. NCBI's taxonomy places the organism in Eukaryota, Fungi, Ascomycota, Sordariomycetes, Hypocreales, Clavicipitaceae. The record is from the annotation of a GenBank genome assembly.